CCUUUAUUUAGUAUACAGAUAUCCGGAAGCCCUACUCUGGAACUGACCGAACGGGAUAGUACUUGGUGUGAUGGAGAGGUGAUGUGCCAGACAGAGAAGUGAAAAGGCCACAGCAGCCAUGACUGAGUGCUUCCUGCCCCCCAGCAGCAGCCCUGCAGAGCAGCGCAGGGCUGAGCACACAGGGGGAGUGGCCCGCACCCCCAGCUCCGAGGAGAUAAGUCCCACAAAGUUCCCAGGCUUGUACCGCACCGGGGAGCCAUCGCCGCCUCAUGAUGGUCACCACCAUGAGCCCCCUGAUGCUUAUGUGUCAGAUGAUGACAAAGAGCACAGCAAGAAGAAGAACAAGUUCAAGAAGAAGGAGAAAAGGACGGAGGGCUACGCAGCCUUCCAGGAAGACAGUUCAGCUGACGAAGCAGAGAGCCCAUCUAAGAUGAAGCGCUCCAAAGGAAUCCAUGUGUUCAAGAAGCCCAGCUUCUCCAAGAAGAAGGAAAAGGACUUCAAGGUGAAGGAAAAGGGCCCCAAGGAAGAAAAGGCCAAGGAUAAGAAAUCUAAAGACCUGACGGCUGCAGAUGUGGUCAAACAGUGGAAGGAGAAGAAGAAGAAGAAGAAACCGACAACAGAGGCAGAGCCCGUUCCAGUGGAGACCCCUACAUUUAGGCCCAUCUUUGGAGCUCCUCUGGCUGAGGCAGUCAAGAGGACAGCUCUGUAUGAUGGCAUCCAGCUGCCAGCCAUCUUCAGAGAAUGUGUGGACUACAUUGAAAACUAUGGCAUGAAGUGUGAAGGCAUCUACCGAGUCUCAGGUAUGAAGUCAAAGGUGGAUGAAUUAAAAGCAGCAUAUGAUCGCGAAGAGUGCCCCUGCCUGGAGGAGUACGACCCCCACACGGUCGCCAGUCUCCUGAAGCAAUACCUCCGCGAGCUACCGGAGAACCUGCUGGGCCGGGAUCUGGCUCAGCGCUUCGAGGAUGCCUGUGGUCGCCAGGUGGAGGCUGAGAAGGUGACUGAGUUCCAGAGGCUGCUGGCUGAGGUUCCCGCAGAGAGCCGACUAGUUCUCUCUUGGCUCAUCACGCACAUGGACCACGUCAUCAGCAGGGAGGCUGACACAAAGAUGAAUAUUCAGAACAUCUCCAUCGUCCUCAACCCAACCAUACAGAUUGGGAACCGUGUACUUUACAUGUUCUUCACACACGUGAGGGAGCUGUUUGGAGACGUAGUCCUGAAGCCAGUGGUUCGGCCGCUACGUUGGUCCAACAUGGCAACAAUGCCGGCGCUGCCCGAGACUGCUGAAAGCAUCAAGGAAGAGAUCAGAAGACAGGAGUUCCUGCUGAACUGUCUGCACAGGGACCUGCAGGCGGGGGUGAAGAAUCUAUCCAAAGAGGAGCGAUUGUGGGAGGUGCAGAGAAUCCUGACUGCUCUUAAACGUAAACUAAGGGAGGCUAAACGUCAAGAGUGUGAGAGCAAGAUAGCCCAGGAGAUUGCAAGCCUCUCAAAGGAAGAUGUUUCAAAGGAGGAAAUGACAGAAAAUGAAGAGGAAGUCAUUAAUCUCCUCUUAGCACAGGAAAAUGAGAUCCUAACGGAGCAGGAGGAGCUGAUCUCUCUUGAGCAGGUGCUUCGUAGACAGAUCGCAACUGAGAAGGAAGAAAUCGAGAGACUGCGAGGAGAGAUUGCAGACAUACAGAGUCGGCAGCAGGGUCGCAGUGAGACAGAAGAAUAUUCAUCAGACAGUGAAAGUGAGAGUGAAGAUGAGGAGGAGCUGCAGAUGAUCCUGGAAGACCUGCAGAAGCAAAAUGAAGAAUUGGAGAACAAAAACACCCACCUGAACCAGGCCAUCCACGAGGAGCAGGAGGCCAUCUUGGAGCUCCGCGUUCAGCUUCGCCUCCUGCAGAGCCACAAAAUGCAGCAAGAACUGACCGUCCAGCCGCCGGCCGAGCAGGCCCCACCCACUCAGCCGAGCCCGGAGCCCCGCAGUGAGGAGCAAACCAAACGCUCUGUCACUGCUGCAGCUGUAAAUGCAGACGCCACAGCUGCUUCUGUCGCUGCCAACGGAAAGGCAGCUAAGGAUCCAUCAAAACCUUCACCAAACAAAGACAGGAGAGACACCAACAUGUGAGAAGUCUUCUCUCAGUGAUGUAUUUGUUGGCUCUGUGCUGCUGUACGUCAGUUGUCCUGUAGUGUCACUCAUUUUCCACUGGAGAUUAGACUUUGCUGGAGUUCACUGGGAAAAUCAGCUUUACAUUCAAAUCGCUUGAUUCCAAUUUGUAAACAAAAAUAAUCAACAUAGAGUAGCUGCUGUAGUGGACAACUGGCUACUGUUGAGAGACCAGGGGGACCAUAUUAUCAAAUCCACAGUGCCAAGCCUGUAUGAAGGAAGAAUAGGGGUGAAAAAGAGAAAUGAAGGGAUUGCUAGAGCAGGUAAGAGGAUGGAAGUGAGCGUAAGAGAUGGGGGCCAUGUCUGUAUACAAGCUAGAAUUAUUUUUUACUGGUUAAGUCUCAAAAAGGAGACCAGAUGCUUUAAUCUCAGUCCCUGUAUCUCAAUAUGCUCAUUCCUUAGAUGCAACGCUGACAUGUUUGGAUAGAGACCUCUGUGCCAUAACUGAAGAUGCCGGACUGGACACGAUUCCCCUUUAGAACCACUAACACAAGAAGCUCUUUGAAUAAUGAAGAAUUUAUGAUUGGUCUAGCUAUAUAUUAUAUAUUUAAAUGGUAUUCUGAAGAAUACUGAUGACUAUCUAGAAAUCCAUUGAUUUUAAAUGACAGCUUUUUAGUAAUAUAUGAAUAUAUGUAUAAAUAUAUUGUAGAUGCUUUCUUUUCUUUGAACAACAAAUGCACGUAAACGCAGUGGCGUUGUACCUCGCCAACUGACGGAAGUGGAUGGAAACAUAAAUGAACAACAAAUAUGAAUAAAACAUCUUGGAGACAG
This is a messenger RNA of Cheilinus undulatus (humphead wrasse), 2917 nucleotides long. RefSeq names its product ralA binding protein 1 (gene ralbp1). Gene Ontology annotation, biological process: small GTPase-mediated signal transduction; endocytosis; positive regulation of GTPase activity. Bases 119 to 2107 code for a protein of 662 amino acids. Gene Ontology annotation, molecular function: GTPase activator activity; small GTPase binding. NCBI's taxonomy places the organism in Eukaryota, Metazoa, Chordata, Actinopteri, Labriformes, Labridae. The record is from RefSeq and is a predicted model, not a curated record. Gene Ontology annotation, cellular component: membrane. The transcript is spliced from 10 exons.